Lemur catta (Ring-tailed lemur) is the source of this 3385-nucleotide messenger RNA. RefSeq names its product DnaJ heat shock protein family (Hsp40) member C11 (gene DNAJC11). The transcript has 16 exons. NCBI's taxonomy places the organism in Eukaryota, Metazoa, Chordata, Mammalia, Primates, Lemuridae. Gene Ontology annotation, biological process: cristae formation. The record is from RefSeq and is a predicted model, not a curated record. Bases 142 to 1821 code for a protein of 559 amino acids.
GCGCUCCUGCAGGGGGCGAGCGGCUCCGGGCCGCCAGGGGCCGCUGUGGCGCAGCCGGGCCGGGCCGCAUCGCCCGGCUGCGGAUCGCCGGGCCCUCUUGGGCACGGCCUUGCCGGUUUGGCGGGGUGAAAGGUUGCGAAGAUGGCGACGGCCUUGAGCGAGGAGGAGCUGGACAAUGAAGACUAUUACUCGUUGCUGAACGUGCGCAGGGAGGCUUCUUCUGAAGAGCUAAAAGCUGCCUACCGGAGGCUGUGUAUGCUUUACCAUCCGGACAAGCACAGAGACCCAGAGCUCAAAUCACAAGCGGAACGACUAUUUAACCUUGUCCACCAGGCUUAUGAAGUGCUUAGUGACCCCCAAACCAGGGCCAUCUAUGAUAUAUAUGGGAAGAGAGGACUGGAAAUGGAAGGAUGGGAGGUUGUGGAAAGGAGGAGAACCCCAGCUGAAAUUCGAGAGGAGUUUGAGCGGCUGCAGAGAGAGAGGGAAGAGAGGAGACUACAGCAGAGAACCAAUCCCAAGGGAACGAUCAGCGUUGGAGUAGAUGCCACUGACCUUUUUGAUCGCUAUGAUGAGGAGUAUGAAGAUGUAUCCGGAAGUGGCUUUCCACAGAUUGAAAUUAAUAAAAUGCACAUAUCCCAGUCCAUUGAGGCACCCUUGACAGCUACAGACACAGCCAUCCUCUCUGGAAGCCUCUCGACCCAGAACGGGAAUGGAGGGGGCUCCAUUAACUUUGCACUCAGACGAGUCACUUCUGCAAAGGGAUGGGGAGAGUUGGAAUUUGGAGCUGGAGACCUACAGGGGCCUUUAUUUGGCCUCAAGCUGUUCCGCAAUCUCACACCAAGAUGCUUUGUGACGACAAACUGUGCUCUGCAGUUUUCAUCCCGUGGAAUCCGGCCUGGCCUUACCACUGUCCUAGCUCGGAACCUGGACAAGAACACCGUGGGCUACCUGCAGUGGCGGUGGGGUAUCCAGUCGGCCAUGAACACUAGCAUCGUCCGGGACACUAAAACCAGCCACUUCACUGUGGCCCUGCAGCUGGGGAUCCCUCACUCCUUUGCACUGAUCAGCUAUCAGCACAAGUUCCAGGAUGACGAUCAGACUCGCGUGAAAGGAUCCCUCAAGGCAGGCUUCUUCGGGACGGUGGUGGAGUACGGAGCCGAGAGGAAGAUCUCCAGGCACAGCGUUCUGGGUGCAGCUGUCAGCGUUGGAGUCCCACAGGGUGUUUCCCUCAAAGUCAAGUUAAACAGGGCCAGUCAGACGUACUUCUUCCCCGUCCAUCUGACGGAUCAGCUCCUGCCCAGCGCCGUGUUCUACGCCACCGUCGGGCCUCUCGUGGUCUACUUUGCUAUGCACCGUCUGAUCAUCAAACCAUACCUCAGGGCUCAAAAAGAGAAGGAAUUGGAGAAGCAAAGGGAAAGUGCCGCUACCGACAUUCUGCAGAAGAAGCAGGAGGCGGAAGCCGCUGUUCGGUUGAUGCAGGAAUCUGUCCGAAGGAUAAUCGAGGCAGAGGAGUCCAGAAUGGGGCUCAUCAUCGUGAACGCCUGGUACGGGAAGUUCGUCAACGACAAGAGCAAGAAAAACGAGAAGGCGAAGGUGAUCGACGUGACUGUGCCCCUGCAGUGCCUGGUGAAGGACUCGAAGCUCAUCCUCACAGAGGCCUCCAAGGCUGGGCUUCCUGGGUUUUAUGACCCGUGUGUGGGUGAAGAGAAGAACCUGAAAGUGCUUUAUCAGUUCCGAGGUGUUCUGCAUCAGGUGAUGGUGCUGGACAGUGAGGCCCUUCGGAUACCAAAGCAGUCUCACAGGAUCGACACAGAUGGAUAAACUGCUUGAGAACCAGAUUUUUAAAAGGCUGCAAAAAAUCUUGUCCUGGGAGUCUACAAAUUUGGAAGCAGGGAGAAAACCCAGACAUCAGAUGUUUUUAUUUUCUAUUAUUCCUAUAAAAGGUGAUACCAUAUCAAUUAUGUGAAAGAACACACAGACACCUCAGCUUUUGUAGGUGCUGUGGGUAGGACCGAGGCAGCCCCACCCUGGACCAGACCACAGCAUGGCCCAUGGCUGUGUUCCCAAGGAUCAUGUUCCUGGAGGCACGUGCCCUGGCCCCCGACUCUCCUAGGUCCCCCCCAGGGUCUUCAGCAUGUGUGCUGACUGCAGCCACCGCUGGUUGUCGGUCCUGUCUGGGGGUCUUUGUGGCACACCCUGCCCCACACCUGGGACUGUGAACUCCUAACAUCACAGUGACGGGGGGAAACAAACACAAAGGCAGGCAGGCGCUCUCACAUGCCACGGCCUCCGGAUCAAGGGAACAUGUGUCUGGUCGACUUCCCAGAAACCACCUUUUUCUGCUGAAAUAUUACCAAGUCAAUCUGGAAAGGACUGUGGGUUUAUAAAACUGCUUUCUAUCUGAGAACAAACGGGUUUGGAAAAUUAGUCUUUUUUCCCCGCUCCCAGAGCUUUUCAAAUCAUUCCACCAGCCCCUGGCUAGGGACAGUUUGGUGUAACUCCUGGUCCCUGGGCCCAUCCCCGUCAUGGGUUGCUUCCUGUAUCCCUGUGGGAAAACACCCGGCUGCCAGCGCAUGUGAGCUGACCUGCGUCCCUCCAUCCCUGCCCCACCAGGCACAGCCUGGUCCACCUGUGCCCACCGCCUCCAGAGCACAGUGCUGGGAUGAGAAGUUCGCAGGGACAGGCCAAGCAUUAGGUCAGGGGAGCGACAAGACCAGGGGUCCGACACGCCAAACCGAAGUGUGGACACCAGCGCUGGCCUGCAGCGCCCAGCAGGUGGCACUGCUGCUCCCCACUCCUGGCGGGGCCCACCCCUGCACACGGGGACUCCUUUUGGGGCUGUCUUUGCUCCAGGAGCCUCUCUGUACCUGCCCACUCUGGAUGCACAAUGUCGUGGGCGUCAGCAGACCCCUACCAUAAGCAGUUACCUGAAGAGCUGAGGCCUGUCGCCUGGGUCCUGGAAGUGGCAGUGGUCACUCGCUCUUGCGGACACCUCCCAGCAGGUGCUACAAGGCCAGUGGCCACAACAGUUGGCCCUGGGGGUGACGGCUGCUCUGGCCUCCAGCUGCCCUGAACUAUUGCUAACACCAGGCUUCACCCCCUGGCACUGGUAUAAUAGCCAACAACCUCCUCCUUCCAGUUUCUAACAGCAGUUCAGGUGGUCCAAUUCUGUAAUAAUUUAUCAUCUCCAUCUUAAAAGAAAGUUUCUCCGACUGCCCCACUGACCGCGGGCCGCGCAGUACCUACCGUGUUGCAUGAGCCGACUCUGGAUGCGGCCUGGGCACCCUCUGCUGCAGGCGGUUCUUUUGGGCACCAAUGUCUCUGUUGCGUUCGAAGUUGUACGGAAGGCACUAUCUUACCACAAUAAACCUUUCCUGAAAGCCGA